This is a messenger RNA of Verticillium dahliae VdLs.17, 1644 nucleotides long. RefSeq lists its product as uncharacterized. The transcript has 4 exons. Lineage: Eukaryota; Fungi; Ascomycota; Sordariomycetes; Glomerellales; Plectosphaerellaceae. The coding region runs from base 1 to 1644 and encodes 547 amino acids. The record is from RefSeq and is a predicted model, not a curated record.
AUGGCACUCGCCCAUGAGAUUGGAUCCCUCCUCCAGACCCUCCCCCGUGGGAGGCGUCUGCUGGUCUCAGAAGAGGACCCCGUCAACGCCUACUUUGACCUGGCAGCCUACUACGGCGACGGCUCCGAUGACGCCGGCUCCCGCUCCGAGUCGUCCUCCGUGCUGACCCCGGGCCCUGCCUACGACACGGCCACCUCGCCCUCCGUCAUCUCCGACUCCUAUGACAUGGACAUUGACCCCGAGGAGCCCCAUCAGCAGCAGGCCGUGGUCCAGGGGACGACCCAGAAGACCCUCGCCGACGCCCGCCGCCACGACGGGCACCUCAUCUGGCCCCAGGCCGACCCCUCGCAGGACCUGCCCCGGCACUCGACCCUGAGCCUGUCCGGCCGCAAGAAGAGGAGCCGUCGCCCGAGCAGCCCUGCCGCCCGCCACGUCAAGAACCCAGCCGAGACGGCCCGCGUGCGCAAGCUCGGCGCCUGCAUCAAGUGCCGUAUCGAGAAACUCAAGUGCUCCGACGAGACGGUGUGCGUCUCCUGCCAGGGCAAGUACGGCGUUCCCCUGUGCCAGAGGACCUGUCUGCGCAAGACGCUUUCCGAUCUCGCCAAGCACACAACCUUUGUGCGGUACACCGGCCUGAGGUACAACCAGGAGCAGGCCCUCCUGAGGACCAAGUGUGCCCCGGGCGAAGGCUUCAGGGAAGUGUUCCUCAGCUUCUCGGACAUCGAUCUGCAGUCGCCCACCCUCAAGACUGUCUUCCGCAAGUGUCACAGCCUGAGCAACGGCGCCGAGGUCAUUGCCUUUCCCCGGGACCGCGUGCCGCUCCACAGCCAGCUCGUGGAGUGGGUCGAGCACCAGAUCCUCGCCGAGCGCCACGCCGGCCGGCACUAUGGCUUCGAGGCCACCAUCGAUACCUUUAUCUUGAAGUACAUCAAGGCCGGCACCAGCCGCACGGCGCUGCCGCAGAUCCGUCUCAUCCGCAAGAUCCACGAGAUGAGGUGCAUGUAUCGUAUUUGGAGGGUCGACACCCUGUACUGGCGUCAUGCUCAGACUUCUCACCACAGCCCUCUGCCCCCUUUCAUCCACGCCGAGCUGCGCCAGAUUGUCAAGUCAGCCCUCGAGUCCUGCGAGCGCGACAUUUUCAACGAGCUCGACAAGUUUCUCAAGCCGUCCGGCAUCCCGGCCAAGGACAGGGCGCCCAUGUGGGCCGCUCUGUGGCAGCUCAUUUUCACCUUCAAGGACCUCACCCAGACUUUCAAGGAAGCUGGAAGGCUCGCCAAUGCGGCAACCGAGCAGCUCUACGUUGCCAUCAUGUCAUUUUACGGCAGCCACUACCGCCAAGCAAGCAACCUCAAAGUCAGCAUUCAGUGCCUUGACUCGACUCACAUGCCAUCGUCGACGCUGAGGCACGAGGUGGGCGAUAUCUUCCAGCAUGCUCGUCAUGAGCGCGGGGCUUUCCACGAAUACAUCCAGACUUCGCCCAAUGAGCUAGACAGGCUUCUCAAGACCCUGGUCGUUGACCUUGAAGUCAAGCGCCUCGGCAAUCGACGCGGAAGGGGACGAGCCCCUGUCGAAAUGGUGCUGAUUCCCAGCCCCGACCUCUACCCAGGCAGUGACGACGAGGACGAUAUGGAGAUGGCAGGUUGA